Gigantopelta aegis is the source of this 4278-nucleotide messenger RNA. Its product is annotated as TNF receptor-associated factor 6-like. Lineage: Eukaryota; Metazoa; Mollusca; Gastropoda; Neomphalida; Peltospiridae. The record is from RefSeq and is a predicted model, not a curated record. Gene Ontology annotation, cellular component: plasma membrane signaling receptor complex. Gene Ontology annotation, molecular function: zinc ion binding; ubiquitin-protein transferase activity; tumor necrosis factor receptor binding. The transcript has 7 exons. Gene Ontology annotation, biological process: tumor necrosis factor-mediated signaling pathway; positive regulation of JNK cascade; regulation of canonical NF-kappaB signal transduction. The coding region runs from base 398 to 2344 and encodes 648 amino acids.
GGGGGGCACAAGCUAUAUUUUUACCUUUAUUCUUUAUUAAUAUAGAGGAGGACAAUGAAAAGAAAAACACGUUCGUACGUAGGUCUACGUUUAUUAAAGAUACCGACGUGCCCAUAUCCGCAUGUUUUAUAAUGUGAAUAGGUACACGGUAAUAUCCAAGCCUGUAACUAAAUGCGGUUAUAAGUAUACUAUCUAGGAGCAGCGUCGAUAGGUUUACCUUUGUAAUGUACAUCCUGAAAACGAUAGCUUUUGGACUGGUGUGUUGGGCGUUUACAUUCGUGUUUGACAAUGUCUGGUUAUUUUCCUCAUGUUUACCAAACCCCAUGGUUCAUGUUUCAAGACCAAAAGUAAUUGGAUUUCUUGCCUUAGAGGUCAGAGGUCAUGACAUGCUGUAUUCAUGGUCAGACUUUCAGUGGCGAUCAUGGCUGAACAAGGAUCUCAGGAUGGCAGCUUAGGUCGGGCUGUGUUCCCGAGCAUGGGAGACAGCUGUUCGUCUGGGGAGGAGUAUGUAUACCAGGAGCGGGCCGAGGGAUUCGACUACGAGUUUGUGCCGAUGCCAGAUUCCAAGUACGAGUGUGCCAUCUGUCUGCUCAUUCUGCGAGACCCGCAGCAGACAAAGUGUGGACAUAGGUUCUGUCAGCACUGCAUUAUUAAGUGGUUUAGGGAGUCUGAGCGACGUUGUCCCGUGGACAAUGAGCCCCUGGAGGAGACUGAUUUGUUCCCAGACAAUUUCGCUAAACGAGAAAUCCUCAACUUCAAGUUGCGCUGUCCCAACAACAAACAAGGCUGUGAUGUGUUAGUCGUUCUAAGAGACAUUCAGGUAAAAUGUUCUUAUCCCAACAACAAACAAGGCUGUGAUGUGUUAGUCGUUCUAAGAGACAUUCAGUCUCACCUAAAUCAGUGUCCAUUUGCUUUCAUCCCCUGCCCGAACCGAUGUGCGGACAUUCUGCUGCGGCGAGAUCUGCCAAACCACGUACAGUUCAAGUGUGUCCGGCGACACGUCGAGUGUCCCAACUGUCUGCAGACCAUCACUGCUGAUGGGAUUGAGAAUCACCAGGUGAAUUGUCCGAUGGUCAAAAUGACUUGUCGACACUGUGGAGUAACCCUUCAGAGACAUCAGAUGAGUCCGCAUUAUGAUGAAUGUCCUAAAGUUAUAGUGAAUUGUGACUUCUCGUACCUGGGAUGUCCAGCACAGGUUGAACGCUGCAGCAAGGACCAGCACCUGGACGCCGCCACUCAAACCCACAUGCAGAUGUUGUGUAACGGCGUUGUGACCAUCCUCCGCAAACUUGGCAUCAACCAGCUUCCUACCGAAGUGCAGCAGCCAUCAACUGGACACAUGAUGCCAACUGAAAUCUCCAGCUCACUCUCCUUCAUGAGCGGUGCCCUCCAGAGCCUGAACCAGCAGGAUCCUCAAUUGUUCAACCCUCUAAACACAGCAGCAGCAGUUCAGGGCGGUGCGAACAUCUCUUCCGUUCAGAUGUUCAACCCUCCGUCAGCAGGAGUAGCCCAGGGCAGUGGAAACAUUUCGCCCAUUCAGUCGGUGGGAGUAACAACUCACAGCAGCCUGGUGUCCAGCAUCCGGAAGGAGGACGUCCAGAUGACGCAGGAGCUGAGUUUCCUGAAGCAUCACUCGGAAGGGGAUCGGGAGGAUGAGAACAAAGGAGAGGUGAGCUUGGUAGGGCCUCCUCCUUACAGGCCGUUCUCCAGCCUCAACCUCGACAUGCUGAGCAAGCAGCAGACGAGUCUGAUGAAGCACGAGAAGAGUCUAACAGAACUGCAGGAGGGCAAGAAGGUGCUGGAGAAUGUCAACAAGGAACUGUCGUGGAAGGUUCAGCGACUGGAAAAUACACUGCGGGACGUCGAGGGCCGAUCCUGCAACGGGAACUACUUCUGGAGGAUCAAGAACUACUACAGACUGAGGAAGGAGGCGGAGGAAGGGGAGUCCACCGCUCUCCACAGUCCGUCGUUCUAUUCCAGCUUCUUCGGGUACAAGCUGUGCAUUCGCGUCAACCUCAACGGGGUGGACUCCGCCAGGGGCAGCUACCUGUCGGUGUUCAUCCACUUCAUGCAGGGCGAGUUUGACGACAUGCUGGAUUGGCCGUUUUCCGGUCGGAUAAUUCUGUCGGUGGUCGACCAGAACACUCCGUGCGAAGUGCGGAACCAUGUGUCGGAAACACUGAUCGCGAAACCCCAACUAGCUGCAUUCCAGCGACCGGUGACCACGCGCAAUCACAAGGGCUUCGGUUACAUGGAGUUUUUGCCUCUCGCUCUGAUGGACAACUCUUCGUUUGUUCGAAAUGAUACGUUAAUAAUCAGAGCUCAGGUUAUCCCAUCUGGAUGAGAAACAAAGUGCAUUUGAACCUCAAUGUUACCUGGCCUUUAGCAGGUCAAUUUCCAUGUGGCCUCGCUGUUAGUAGGUCAAUUUCCACAUGACCCAGCCUUUAGUAGGUCAAGUUCCAUGUUACCUGGCCUUUAAUAGGUCAAUUUCCAUGUUAUCUGGCCUUUUUCAGGUCAAUUUCCAUGUGACCCAGCCUUUAGUAGGUCAAUUUCUGUGUGAGUUGGCCUUUACAGUAACACUAAUUAAAACUGAACUAAUCUUACCCCAUGUAUGUAUGGGUUUUUUCCUAUUACACCUAAAGGUCAGGGGUCGUAUGUUAGUCAGGGAUAUAGAUUUCUUUAAUUUGGGUGCAACAAGUUGGGUUUUUUUGUCUCUUCCGAAGACAAUGAGGUCUUUUUUGACACAGUAAUGUUAUCAACAGUUGCUGAGAGUUGUUAAUAUUCAGAACUAUAUUUGAAGUUAUUUUAAUCCAAUUAAACCUUAAUAUUCAGUGGCUUUGAGGUCAGCAUGUUAAACUUUUAUCAUCUUGUCUUGGUGCAAUCAAAAGCCCUGUUAGUCCAGUUAUUAUUACAGAGAGAUGGUUUAGCUGUGUGCUCCUUGAUAGAGAUGAAUGUGACAGUAGUGGACGGUGACACCAAAAUUGUAAUAUCCUAUACCAAAGACUGAAAGAAGAGUUCUAUAAUUCUGCUUAGUUAACAAUUAUGUUUAUAUGUAAUAUGUAGAUUUUUUUUUUUAAUUUUGCAAGAUGCAGUCAAAGCUAAGAAAUGAGAAGCUUGUGUUUAUGCAUUUAAAGUGAUCUUAGCACUAAGGUCGCUUUGUAAAACUGAGUCUAGGUUAGUUUAUAUUAUAUUGGAUGAUUUGGGAGAAUACAAAUGUGGCCUCUAAACUCAGUUGGCAUCUUUAUACAGGUAGCUGCUAGACCAAGUUUGACUGUACCUCAUCGAAAUUUAGUCAACUGUGCAAACCAGCAUUUGUGGAAUUGGGAUUUUGGUGUAAAAUUAUAAGAUUUCAAAGUGCCAACAGUAGGUUGGAAGAUGUUUGUGUAAUCCUGGUAUCACGUGGAUGUGUGUGGAAAAUCAGAAACACUUCGGCUGAUCACGGACAUCAACGUUUGGUUGUCUUCUUAUAAGAUGCUAAAAUGUUUGCUUAUGGAAUGCUGGACUAAUUUGGUUCAAACAAUUUUUACUUUUUUACUUUACUUUAAGUGUAAGAGUGUAUGAAGGCCUUUCCCUACAUUUUUGCAAAUACAAAUGUUUUAGAUUCAGACAAGAUGACAAAAUAUAAUGUAAUAGUUAAUUGAUAUUUAUAAAUUGUUAAUGGGGAAUAAAUGAAGACAGAUGAAGUAAAGAAAAGAAAAGAGAGAGAGAGAGAGAGAGAGAGAGAAAUUUGUAAGUGAUUGUAGAAUCAGAAAUAAUUUUCAUGACUUUAUAUUUUGUAAAGAGAUGUUGUUUCAAGCAAGAAACAACGGUUUAGACACAAAUUCCACAGUGUGUUUGAAUGUGACUGAGUACCAAAUACAGGUCUGUUUUCUGAUAUCCAGGAGUAAUGCUGUGUUUGGGUGUGAUCAGAAAUAGUUCUUUUAAAGUUAUUGAUUCUUUGAGUACAUGUUUGCAUUUGUGUGGAUUUGUAAUAAAUUGGGUUCCGGUUCUGUCAAAAUAAUCAGCAGCAAUGUAUGUAACUGACAAAUGUAGCUGAUUGUAUGUAACUGACAAAUGUAGCUCAUUGUAUAUAACUGACAAAUGUAGCUCAUUGUAUGUAACUGACAAAUGUAGCUCAUUUCACUCGUAAUAAAACAAAGAAUCUUCUUUUUUGCUUCUUUUAAAAAAAAUUUUUUUUAAUUCUAUAAAUCCAUUAAUUAAAUUUAUUAUUUUAAUGAUUUAAAUGUUUAAAAUGUGCUGUCCUGUAUGGGAUGGUGCAUAUAAAAGAUACCUUGCUAC